Alosa alosa (allis shad) is the source of this 14250-nucleotide messenger RNA. Its product is annotated as vacuolar protein sorting-associated protein 13B-like. The record is from RefSeq and is a predicted model, not a curated record. NCBI's taxonomy places the organism in Eukaryota, Metazoa, Chordata, Actinopteri, Clupeiformes, Clupeidae.
GGAAGAAAUGGAAGGAAUGAUGUUGAUGUUUGUGGAUAGCUAGCGAAAGCAAUGUGACAGUUUGGAAUAGUGGCAACAAAUCGAAAGAGCUGGAGUGAACUGACAGGAGCUGAGGAUGUUGGAGUCCUACGUCACUCCGCUCUUGAUGAGCUAUGUGAACCGCUACAUCAAGAACCUGAAGCCCUCGGACCUGCAGCUGUCCCUAUGGGGGGGAGAUGUGGUCCUCAGCAAGCUUGACCUCAAGCUGGAUGUCCUGGAGCAGGAGCUGAAGUUGCCUUUCACCUUCCUGAGCGGUCACAUCCAUGAGCUGCGCAUUCACGUGCCAUGGACAAAGCUUGGCUCUGAGCCAGUGGUCAUCACCAUCAACACCAUGGAGUGCAUCCUGAAGCUGAAGGACGGUGCUCAGGAUGACCAUGAGAGCUGUGGCUCGAGCUCGACCAGUCGCAGCGCCUCCGACAGCUCCAAGUCCCUGGCCAAACCGCGGCGGGUGCAGCAGGCCGCCCCUACAGACCCAGACCUUCCCCCAGGAUAUGUACAGAGCCUGAUCAGGCGGGUGGCCAACAACGUCAACAUUGUGGUGAAUAACCUCAUCCUGAAAUACGUGGAGGACGACAUUGUGCUGUCCGUCAACAUCACCUCAGCGGAGUGCUACACUGUAGAUGAGAUGUGGGACAGGGCCUUCAUGGACAUCGCUGCCCCUGAUCUGGUUCUGAGGAAGGUGAUUAAUUUCUCGGACUGCACGGUGUGUCUGGACAAGAGGAACGCCAGCGGGAAGAUCGAGUUCUACCAGGACCCGCUGCUCUACAAGUGCUCCUUCCGAACACGCCUGCACUUCACCUACGACAACAUCAACUCCAAGAUACCGGCCGUCAUCAAAAUCCAGACCAUGGUGGAGAGCCUGAAGCUGUCCAUGACUGACCAGCAGCUGCCCAUGUUCAUCCGCGUCAUGGAGCUGGCCUUGGCACUGUACUACGGCGAGAUCGGCACCAACAAGGAGGCGGACGGCGACGAUGGAGCGGGCAGUGCCAGGGAGGUGGUGGUCAGCAUCCCAGGUAUGGAAGUGGACCUUGACCCCCAGGCCAUGGCGGGCCAGUACCCAAGCCCAGACCAGUACAUGUCCCCGGGGUCAGAUGACGACGAGCAGGGCUGGGUGUCGUGGGCCUGGUCGUUUGUGCCGGCCAUCGUGAGUGAAGAUGAGGAGGAUGGGGAGGGGGGCUUCUAUGUGGAGGGUGACCAGGGAGACGGCAGUCCCAGCGGCCCUCAGCAACACACGCCCAAAGACCCCAUAGUGUCCAUCGGCUUCUACUGCACUAAGGCAUCAGUCACGUUUAAGCUGACGGAGACGCAGGCGGAGAGCAGCUACUACAGCCCCCAGAAGGUGAAGUCCAGGGAGGUGCUGUGCGUGGAGCAGGAGGGCAUCACCGUGGAGGCGCUGAUGAAGGGCGAGCCCUUUUUCGACUGUCAGAUUGGCUUUGUGGGCUGUCGGGCCCUGUGCCUGAAGGGCAUCAUGGGAGUGCGGGACUUUGAGGAGAACAUGAACAGGCGUGAAGAGGAUGCUGUGUUCUUCACCUGUGGGGAGAACCUGAGCUCCAAAGGCAUGACCUACCUGACCAACUCCCUCUUUGACUACCGGAGCCCUGAGAACAAUGGCGUCCGUGCUGAGUUCAUCCUGGAUGGGAACCUGCACAAGGAGACCUACACAGAGAUAGCGGGCAUGCAGAGGUUUGGGGCUUUCUACCUGGAUUACCUCUACACAAUGGAGAAUGGCGGUGACAAAGUGUGUGUUGGGUCUCAGGACUUCUCGUCAGCGGGUAAAGAGGAACCGUCGCCGCCAGUGCAGGAGUCAUCUGUGAAGCGUCUGGUGGUCGGUCCUGUUGACGUGCGUCUCCAAAGCAGUGCCGUGCACCGCAUCCUCAAGAUGGUGGCCUGCGCCCUGGACCAUGAAUAUGAGCCCUACUGCAGACCCAAGCCAGAUGUGGUGGAGGAGAGCCGGGCACCCCCCACCCAGGAGGAGCUGGCGGCCCUGGAGGAGUUCAUCCCCACGCGCAUCACGUCCGUCACGCUGCUCAGCAUCUCCGUCACACUCUGCAUGGCCGAGUUCAACCUCCUGCACACCGUCCUGCCCCUCAUCAUGGGACACAAGACCCCCCCUCCCCAGGCCAGUGCUCCAGUGUUCCAGGCGGUGAGGCCGCUGCCGGCGGUCAGGCUGCUGGUGGAGCGGCUCAACCUGGAGCAUUCGGAGCCCAUGUACGCCCCUGAGCUGGUCAGCGCUGUCAGCAGCCUCUCCCAGCCCUCCGACAACCUCCUGCAUCACUGCUAUGCACACUGCUACCUCAAGGUGUUUGGUUUCCAGGCAGGCCUGAGCUCCAUGGACGCCGAGGGCCACUUCCUCCCUCUGAUCCCCAUCGUCCCCUCCUUCAGCAUGGCGCUGUAUGGGAAGCUGCUGCGCCUACCCGCCUACUGGACCAAGAGGUCUUCAGUGUCCAUCACCGAGUGCAUUUUCGAGCUGCCCCACUUCUCGCUGCAGGGCAGCCGGACCCAGAUGCUGCUGCUGCAGGCCAUCAGUCAGAGCUGGACUCACAGCCUGGGCAGCGGGGCCUCCCAGGGGGUCAGCGACGGCCUGCUCAACGACGUCUACAAAACACCAUCCCCAGGUGUGAAGCCGUGGAGUGGCGCGCCGGUGCUGGAGGCCUCCGUGCAGAGCGUGGAGCUGAAGCUGUGCCGCCGGGCGACGCUGCGCUGCGCCUCGGGCACCGUGGGGGCCGUCAAAGUGUGCGCCAGGACCCUAGGUUCCGCGGAGGGCCAGAAGGAACGUUUGGUUCCGCUGAUCCAAGGCCCAUCUGACACCAAGGAGCUCCACCAGAGCCGCUGGCUGAACGAGCUGCGGAAGCCAGAGUCACUGCUCGCCCCCGACCUGCUUGCCUUCUCCAUUCAGGUGCCACAGCAGGGCGACGACUGCCGCAACUCAGGUGCUGUGCUGCUGGUCAGCGUGCAGGGCGUAGCAGUGAAUGUGGACCCGGUGUUCUGCACAUGGCUUCUGUACCAGCCUCCGAGAGGGAGCGGCAGGCAGCAGCAGCAGCAGCAGCAGCAGCAACAGACGCAGGGUGUGCCUCCUGUGGUGAUGGCGGGGUCCAAGCGGCGGGAGGACGAGGUGUCGAUGGGGAGUGCACCUUACGCCAAGCCACCCUCCAACCAGGCCUCGGACUACGCCAGCAGCCCCGUCAAAACCAAGACCGUCACAGAGUCCCGGCCCCUGUCCAUCCCCAUGAAGGUGAUGCCGUCGACGGAUGCAGAGUCCUGGGCCUCUCCAGAGGAGCGGAUGAAGGAGCUCAUCGCCUGUGUGUGGGACGCCGUCAAACGCCUCACUCUCCAGCUGGAGCUGCAGUCGUGCUGUGUGUUUGUGCCCAACGACAGCCUCCCCUCCCCGAGCACCAUCGUGUGUGGGGACAUCCCGGGCACGGUGCGCAGCUGGUACCACAACCAGGCCACCAUGCCUGGGACUCUGGUGGUCUGCCUGCCCCAGAUCAGCGUGAUGAGCGCGGGACACAAGUACACGGAGCCCCUGCAGGAGAUCCCGUUCGUGGUUAUCCGGCCCAUACUGGAGGAGGGUGAUGCGUUCCCCUGGACGGUGAGCCUGAGCCAGUUCAGUGUGUACACCUUGCUGGGGCAGCAGCGGUCACUUAGUCUGCUGGAGCCCAUGGGCUGCACCUCCACGCUGGCCGUCACCUCUCACAAGCUGCCCACACAGGCCACCUUCCCCCCCGCCGCCCCCGAGGGGCCCCACCCCCACGCCUUCAUCGUGUGUCUGCACGUGGACCUGCAGCCGCUGCACCUCAAGUGCUCCAACCCACAGGUGCAGCUGCUGUAUGAGCUGUUCCAGAGCUGGAGCUCCACCUGGUCUCGGCUGCAGAGGAGGGGCAUCCUGCGCCAGGUGCCCGCUUUCCCCGAUGCCCCUGCCAGCGCCGCCACGCCCGGCGGACCACAAUCGCCCGUACCCAGCAGCGCCGGCACCGCUCCACCAGACACCAGCACCUGCAGCCCAUCCGCCGACCUCUGCUCCCCCACCGAGGGGGACUCAGUGCAGGCGGCGGAUGAUUCUCCAUUCUGUGAGACGGUCACUCUGGAGCAGAGGACCAGCAGCAUCUGCGGCUCCAGUGGGAAGGUCAGCCUGUGGAUGCAGUGGAUGCUGCCCAAGGUCACCGCCAAGCUCUUCGCCCCAGACGCCCUUAACAAGAAAUCAGAGAUCUGUGUGAUCAGUGAGAUGGAGGACCUGAGCGCCUCGGUGGACGUACAGGACGUCUACACCAAAAUCAAGUGCAAAGUGGGCAGCUUCAACAUUGACCAUUACAAAACCAGCCCAGAGGAGAGGUCCAGUGGCGGGGGCCUCUGCGGUGGGGUGGUCCUCUCUUGCACUGACAAGCUGAACAGACGCACUGUGCUGGUCCGCCCCGUCAGCAAGCAGGACCCUUUCAACCACUUCUCUGGGUUUUUUCCUCCUACGGCCGCCAAGGCCCUGGAGGUGUCCCACCAGCAGCAUGGCUUCCUGUCCGUCACCUACACACAGGCCGUGACGCGCAACGUGCGCCACAAGCUGACUGCGCGGCAGGAGCGAGGUGCCCCUCGGGCCGGCCUGGUGAUGGGCGGCCUCGGCGUGGGAGGCGUCCUGGGCGAGGGUCAGAUGUCCGGCGUGCCGCCGGUGCCGGGCACGAUGCCGAUGGUGGACGGCUCGCCACAGCACCUGCACGAGAUCCUGCUGACGGCGCAGCCCUUCGACCUGGUGCUCUCCUGCCCCCUGCUGGCCGCCGUCGCCGGGGUCUUCCGCGUGGCGCCGGAGCCAUCGUCGCGGCGACGAGCACUGAGGGAGCGAGGGAGGCAGGCCGGGCAGCCCAUGCGUAGCCACACCCUCACCUCCAGCAGCCUGCCUCUCAUCUACGUCAACACCAGCAUCAUCCGCAUCUUCUGCCCCACAGACACAGACUCGCCUCAGAAGAAGGAGGACACUCUGGUGCUGAAGAUGGGCUCUGUGAGCAUGGCACCUCAGGCAGAUAACCCCCUCACACGCACCGUGCUGCGCAAGGACAUCUACCAGAGAGCUAUGAACCUGGGCAUCCUGCGAGACCCGGGCUCUGAGGUGGAGGACCGGCAGUACCAGCUGGACCUGCAGUCCAUCAACAUCGGCACGGCCCGCUGGGAGCAGCUCCGGCCCGAGAAGGACGCGGGGAAAGGAGGCUCGCCCGCCGAGGGGGAGAGGAACUCCCAGAAUCCCGCGCUGGAGUGGAACAUGGCCAGCAGCAUCAGGCGGCACCAGGAGCGCAGGGCCAUCCUGACCCCCAUCCUCACCGAUUUCUCCGUGCGUGUCACCGCAGCUCCCGCCAUCAUCUUCAGCAAGCCCAUGUCCCCCGACAACACACAGGUGGAGGAGAUUGUGGUGUGUGGCCAUUCCCUGGAAGUGAACGUCACCUCAGGCCUGGACUUCUUCCUGAGCGUGGCCCAGGUUCAGCUCCUGCAGCAGCUGCUGCGCGCCAACAUGCUGGGGGCCGAGGGUCCGGAGAAGAGCACAGAGGUGCGUGGUCAGGAGCAGCACAACACAAUGUCUUUCACUCCCGGCCCGGCAGAGAGUGUGUCUCGGUCCAGUGCUGGAGGCGGCGGAGGUGGAGGCGGCGGUGCCCAGGACAGCGGCUUUGGCAGCGACAGCGCCCGCCUGCGCAUCGUCCAGAUCGAGCAGCAGAGCGGCGCCAGCCACCACCGCCUGGCCCGGCCCUCGCACCAGCCCACCAUCACCAAGAACCUCAACUUCAUCCCCUUCGACGUCUUCCUGACCGGCGGCCGCGUGGUGCUCAUGACCUACGCCUCGGCCCGCGUGCCCAAGCCCGCGUCCACUGCCGCCUCCGACAGCACCAGCCCCACCGCCAACGCCAACCGCCCUGGCAAGAGUGCCCUGAACAUGCCCGAGGGCGACCACCCUCCUGACCCCUCCUCCCCCCCUCUGCCCCCUGCGGCCGCCGCCGCUGCUGCCAUGACCUCUGACCUCUCCGCACUGACUGCGGACGACCUCCUGAACAGCAACGUCCCCCAGGCGUCGGUGACGGGACGCUCCUCGUCGGCGGGCGGGCUGCUGUCCCUGGAGAGCCUGGGGACGCCCAGUCGCUCGUCGGCGCGGCAGGCCCUGGGGGUGACGGUGGUGCGGCAGCCCGGGCGGAGGGGUGCUGGCGACGGCCUGCUGGAGCCGCUGCUCUACCUGCAGGUGUUCCAGCCCUCCGCCCUGCUCUCCUGCCACCACCGCAAGCAGAAGCUGGAGCUCUCCGUCUUCGACGUCACCCUCAAGGGCGUGGCGCCCAGCUACAAGUGCACAGACCAAGGGAAGAGUCUUCCGGAGGCCCUGGACUACAGUGUGUUCUGGCUGCAGACGGUAGCAGGGGAAGCAGACAGCCGCACAGGGAUCCCCCCUCCUCUGCUCACCCUACAGAUCAAAGACUUUCUCAAUGGCCCAGCGGAGCUGAACGUGGAGCUCUCGCGUCCCCUGAAGCUUAACCCGACGCUCGCUAAGCUGGAGCAAGCCAAGGCGUUCCUGCGGAAGGUUUUCCCCGAGGCCGCGGACUGCCUGGAUCCCGGACGAGCCCCCAGCGCUCAGUCCUCGCCAAGCAAAUCGGCCUCUCCCCGCGCCUCUGCCCCUCCGUCCCCGUCCAGGUCCUGGGGUCACGCGGGCCCCCUCCGGGCACUCCAGCCCUUCCACAAGGUCUCGCUGCGCACCGUCCAAAUGGUGGUUGCCAUGGAGACAGACGCUCACCCGUCACGGCCCAGCCUGACGGUGUCCGUAUCCGGGAUGAAGGGCAGCCUUGCCAUGAGGCAUGGGCCGAAGCUCACAGACCCUCUCCAGCUGGCGUCUCUGCUGAUAGAGGUGGACGACCUGCUGGUGAAGACGGGUCUGCGGGAUGGGAACCGGCUGCUCCUGGGCCCGCUCACCUGCAGUGCCAAGCUGGAGGCCCGCUGGUGCCGUCACAGCGGCAGCCCCGGACCAGGACCCGGACCAGAGCUGGCCCAGCCCAAACUACUGCUGGACCUUAAGGGAGGCCUCCUGCAGGUCUUCUGGGGUCAGGAGCACAUGAACUGCCUGCUGCUGAUCCAGGAGUAUCUGCAGGGCUACCUGCAGAAGAGCGGCUAUACCGACCCGGGGCCCGAAGAGCCACCCCCCACCUCCCGGCCCCAGUCGCCCCCGGGCCCCCACCCCUCCAAGACGGAGCACAGCUCAGAUGACCUCCGCACCGGCCUCUUCCAGUACAUCCAGGACCCAGCGUCCCAGAAGCUGCCCAGUGCCCACGAGGUGGUCUUCUACAACGAGACGGACGACAGCCCUGGGGUCAUGAUGUGGAGGUACCCCGAGCCCCGAGUCCUCACUUUUGUGCGGAUCACGCCGGUGCCCUUCAACACCACGGAGGACCCCGACAUCAGCACCGCAGACCUGGGCGAUGUGUUGCAGGUUCCCUGUAGUCUGGAGUACUGGGAUGAGAUCCAGCGUGUGUUUGUGCCCUACCGGGACUUCAGUCUGUCCGAGAGCAGUGCGUGUGAGCUGCAGCUGCCCAGCCUGAGUCUGGGCCUGGGCCUGGGCCUGGCCAAUCAGCAGAGAGAGCUGGUGGCCUCCGACCUCUGGAGGGUCGUCGUCAACAGCACUACUGACACAGGAGACGAGCAGAGCUCAGACAGCGAGUCGGGCUCACAGCUCCAGUGUGACCAGCUGGUGUCGCCCACCGCCCUGGCCGCAUGCACCCGCGUGGACUCCUGCUUUGCCCCCUGGUUCGUGCCCUCCGUGGGCAUCUCCCUGCAGCUGGCACAGAUCCAACUCCGACUGUGCCACCACCUGGAGCAGCUGGGCACAGCCCCAUGCCAGCGGCUCCGCCCCUUCCUGUCUGACAGGAAGUUACCUCAGGAGCAGGAGUACAUGCUGAUUGGUGUGAACGAGCCGCGUGUUUACCUGCGGCAGUGGAGCGGGCGGCGGCCCUCGCAGCUCUACCAGGAGCUCAGCCUGUCCAGCCAUCUGGAGUGCCAGCUGCUGGAGUACCGCAACCUGACGCUGCGGCCCUUGGUGCGGCCCUUCAGCCUGCGCGGCCAGGCCGCCGUCACCCAGGGGCCGCAGCACCGGACGCUGGACGGGAGCGUGUUCGUGGAGCCCGUCUUCGCCACCGUCAGCCAGCACAUGGUGCACACACUGGACACGGCCGUCAAAGGCUGGCAGCAGAACCUGAACCCGGAGGCUGAGGAGCUGGUGUUCAGCCACUACGUGAUCUGCAACGACACCCAGGAGAUGCUGCGCUUCGGCCAGGUGGACACGGACGAGAACGUGCUGCUGGCCUGCCUCAACAGCCACCAGUACAGCUGGCGCUCCCACAAGUCCCCCCAGCUGCUGCACAUCUGUAUCGAGGGCUGGGGGAACUGGCGCUGGUCGGAGCCCUUCAGUAUCGAUAACGUGGGGACGUUGCUGAGGACCAUCGAGUACAAGGGCCAGACCGCCUCCCUCAUCAUUAAGGUGCAGCAGCUCAGUGGCGUCCAAAAGCAGGUGGUGAUCUGCGGGCGGCAGGUGAUGUGCAGUUACCUGGGCCAGGCGCUGGAGCUGCGGCUGGUGCAGCACUACGUGGGCGCUGACGGCCAGACGGGGUGGUCUGAAAGCACGGGCUGCCUGGGCGCCGCGUGCAAGCUUCCCUCCCCACUGGAGGACAGCGAGCUGACCGAGCUGUGUGUGCGAGCGCGAGGCGACGAGGACUGGUCGCAGGACGUCCGACUGGACCGUCGGGAGAGCUCAGUUGUGCAGGUGCCUUGUUCCAAUGGCUCCCUGCUGAACGUGUGGUGUACCCUGAUCACACUGGAAGCAGACACCCACAUGCAGCAGAGAGUGGUGGUGUUCAGUCCUCUGUUCAUUAUGCGGAGCCACCUGCCGGACCCGGUCAUCAUCCACGUGGAGAAGCGCAGUCUGGGCCUGAAGGAGAGCCAGCUCAUCCCUGGGCAGGGACACGAGGAGGCCCUGCUCAACGUGGAGGCCGACCUCACACACCACCUCACCUUCCAGGCCAGGGAAGACGAGGACGCCUCUCAGUGUGCGGUGCCCAUCUCGUCCAGCCUGAUAAAGCAGAUUGUGAGUAAGGCUGCACCGGAGGAGGUCAGCCUGCAGCAGCAACCCAUCCUGCUGGACUUCUACGGGGUGAAGACCUCCGGUCGGCCAGCCUGGCCCUACACCAGCAAGGACACGGACAGGUCAGGGCUGGAGACGGUGGCGCAGUGGGACAGCCCCAUGCAGGUGAAGCUGUCGGCGUGGCGUCCAGGCCUGAGCACCCUGCUGGUGGAGCUGGUGCCCUGGGCACUGCUAGCCAACCACUCCCACUGGGACCUGUGGCUCUUCGAGGGCGAGCGCAUCGUCCUGCAGAUCCCUGCCGGCAAGGUCAUAGUGCCCCCCAACUUCAAGGAGGCCUUCCAGAUUGGCAUCUACUGGGCAAACACCAACACGGUGCACAAGUCGCCGGCGCUGAAGCUGGUGCACGACCUGACGUCGCCACGCUGGAAGGAGGGCUCCAGCCCUGAGGUCAUCACACUGGACGAGGACGGCUUUGUGGAGGCCGACAUCACGCUGGGGUCCUUUCCCGGAAGACAGAAGGUGUGUCAGUUCUGUGUGUCGUCAGUGGUGAGGCACGGUAUGCAGAUCUUGCAGAUUGAGGACCGCACCAUCCUGGUGAAUAACACCUCACAGCCCCUCAGCUACAAAGCCCUGCUGUCCGAACAAAGCCUGGCCAGCAACAAUGAGCGGGUCGGGUCUCCGGAUGCAGCGGUCUUCAUUCUGGCUCCGGCGAGGUCCAGUGGUCAUCCGCGGCGCUGCGCCGUGCCGUGCUGGGACCUGCUGCGCGAGGGGCCCCAGGCGGAGGUGGAGUCCCCGCUGCCCACCAAGCACAUGCUCCUCAGCUCGGCCGGGCCUGACGGCGCAGCUGCGUCCUGGAGCCUGCCUGUGCCCGUGCGGCCAGACUUCCCCAGGCAGAGCGUGGCCGUGCCAGACCAGCCCAGGGAGGGACUCAACAGCAGGGCCUUGGUGGUGACAUACCAGGAGCACAUGGGCAUCACGUUCAUCACAGUGAGCGAAGACCCCUGCCCACGCAUGCUGCUGCACAACAGAUGCCCCAUCGCCAUGGUACUCAAAGAGAACCUCAGAGAGACCCCCCGGACUGAGGUGUUCUGCCGGCCACUGCCGCCGCUCAGCUCCCUGCACCACGAGCUCUACCAGCAGGCCUCCAGCUUCCCCGACUGCCGGCCACGCGAGAGCCUGCCCACGCUCCUCCUGAGGGCCGCGCCGGACCCCGGGGCCUCCCCGCUGCCUCCGCCUGACUGGACCGAGCCCAUCGACAUCAACAGCCCCGGGACACAGGUGGUGUUCCUGCCCAGCUUUGGCUGCCUGUAUGUGGAUGUUCUUCAGCAUGGAGCCACGGUCAUCCUCACACUGGCCCCUGAGAGCUGUGCUGGGACCAUCAUCAGUCAACACCACAGGCUGUCCAAACAGACUCUGUCGUUCCGCGUGCUGCUGAGUGAGGCCAGCCUGGCGCUCUGUGAUGACAUCACCACCCCGUCCGGAUCGGUGGAGCUGCUCCGGCUCACGCUGUCCAAGCUGCUGCUGCACCUCUCGCCCGCCGACCCCUCCGAGCGUUCGGACCUCUCCGCCAAUCCCCACGGCCCCGCGUCCACGUCCUCGCCCUCCGCCUGGGACGUCCAGCCGGACCCCGGCUCCCCCGUGCCCGGCGCGGGCGGCAGCGUGCUGGAGCUCUACUGCGCCGGCCUGCAGCUGGACAACCAGCUGUACACGCGCGCCAGCUUCCACUUCCCCGUGCUGCUGUGCCAAGACUCCCGCACCGCCGAGCCUUCAUCCUCCUCGGCAUCAUCUUCCUCCUCCUCCUCCUCCUCCUCUGGCGCCCCCUGGAGUCCGGAGGCCCACCCGCUGCUCUCGCCCCAGGCCCUGCAAGCGUACCGCGCCACCUGCUUCCUCCGCCUGGCCGUGGCCCUGGAGGACCGCCUUCGUCUCGCCUACUACGUCAAGACGCUCUUCCACUCCUACCUGCCCGAGUCGGCCUUCGGCAGCGCAAGCGGUGGACUCUCGACGACGACGACGCCACCGAGCACGUCUAAGUCCUCCGUCGUGGCAGGCCUGCCUGAGGAGGUGGUCCAGGCCACGCAGGCACUGGUGUGGCCGCUGAGGCUGCGGAGGCUGACCAUCCAGCCGGUCAGUCUGCUGGUCAGCAUCCACGCCUCGCUUAAGCUGUACAUCGCCUCGGACCACACGCCGCUGGCCUUCUCGCUGUUCGAGCGUGGCCCGGUGUGCACCACCGCACGGCAGCUCGUCCACGCGCUCGCCAUGCACUACGCGGCAGGGGCGCUUUUCAGAGCAGGCUGGGUGGUGGGCUCUCUGGAGAUCUUGGGCAGCCCUGCCAGUCUGGUGCGCAGCAUAGGGAACGGCAUCGCCGACUUCUUCCGGCUGCCCUACGAGGGUCUGACCAGGGGCCCCGGCGCCUUCGUCAGCGGCGUGUCUCGAGGGACCACCUCGUUCGUCAAACACAUCUCCAAAGGCACCCUGACGUCCAUCACUAACCUGGCCACCAGUCUGGCGCGGAACAUGGACCGGCUGUCUCUGGACGAGGAGCACUACACACGGCAGGAGGAGUGGAGGAGGCAGCUGCCCGAGAGCCUGGGGGAUGGACUCAGACAGGGCCUCUCACGCCUGGGCAUCAGCCUCCUGGGUGCCAUCGCGGGCAUUGUGGACCAGCCCAUGCAGAACUUCCAGAGGACGUGGGAGAUGCAGAGCUCGGCGGGCAGCAAGGCCAAAGGGGUCAUCUCCGGCGUGGGCAAGGGCAUCGUGGGAGUGUUCACCAAGCCCAUCGGAGGAGCAGCCGAGCUGGUGUCACAGACUGGAUACGGUAUCCUCCACGGCGCUGGACUGUGGGAGCUGCCCAAACAGUUGUACCUGCCAGCAGAGGAGCAGGCGGCUCAGGCAUCCAACAGCCACCUCAAAUAUGUCUGGAAGCUGCUGCAGUCUCUGGGCCGCCCGGAGGUGCACAUGGCUCUUCAGGUGGGCCUGGUGAGCAGCUCAGGGCAGGAGCAUGCCGGCUGCCUGCUGCUGACCGCUGACGUCCUGUUCGUGGUCAGCCUGUGCGAGGACACCCAGCAGCAGGCCUUCCCCAUCACAGAGGUCACCUGCCAGCAGGAGCCCAGCCAGCCCGGGGAGCUCACACUCACGCUGCAGCAGACCAGGGUCAGCAGCGACAACGAGACUGAUGGGGGUCGUGAGCGGCUGUCGGAGCAGCAGUACCGGCGGCUGGUGGAGUAUGUGACGCGCGUGUCCCAGCACCUCUCGCCCUCGCCGGCCACCCUGCAGCAGCAGCAGCCGCCCGUCACCGCCGCCGAGCCGCCGCCCACCCUCACCAAGAGCUACCGCUACCUGGUGGAGCCCGCGCACGCACGCGUCUUCGUCUACAAGUUCACAAUGGUCAAGAACAAAGCCCUGCGCGUGGGCUUUCACUGACUGACAGACGGACACACAGACACACAGACACACACUCUCACACACACACACACACACACACACUCACUCACUCACUCACUCACACACAACUGACAGCCACCACUGAUGGCCUUAUUUACACGACCAAUAGGUUCGGUGUGAGAGAGUGACUCUGGUAUAUGCACUGGUGUCCGGCCCAGUCCAGACUGACCAGCCAGGUCAAAUGGACUUCAGUGCCACUGAGUGCCAGUCUCAGAAUGUGUUCAAGGUGGCACUCAGUGUGUUUCCAGUGACAGUAUGAGGAGUGUGGAUGGAAGAGAGUAUGAGGAGUGUGGAUGGAAGAGAGUAUGAGGAGUGUGAUUGGUAUUGAGAGUAUGAGGAGUGUGAUUGGUAGUGAGUAUGAGGAGUGUGAUUGGUAGUGAGUAUGAGGAGUGUGGAUGGAAGUGCUCUUGUUGGAGCACUAGUGGAGUGUUUCAUGGGUGAAGUUGCUCUGGUGGAGGGUGACUGUGGGGCAGGUGCGUUGGGGGUUUCUGGGCUGCGGAGGUUCAGGUUAAGGGAAGAGCAGGUGAAGUGUAGUGUGAAAGGUCAGGAGAGCAGAGGGCAUGUGUGAGUGAGCAGGGAGAAGUACGCUUUGGACAGAUAUCAUGGACUGACCACACUGCUGCAUUAGGGGGGAAAGGGAAAAUGCAAAAAGAAUUGAAUUUAAUUUAGAAACAAAAAACACACACGCACACACAUAGACAUAUUGACACACAAACACACACACACACAUUCACAGAGAGGCCUUUCAGUUCCAAGUAUUUAUUACAGCAUCUGAGCUGCACGUGAUGGUGUGUGACGCUAACAGUUGUAAAGCUGUGUGGCUUGUCUCUGGCUCCACCCCCUGCAGCGCUACAGGAGCACGUGCAGCCAAGCACCUCAUCACCUGCAUUAUUUAUUCUGAACAAGAUUCGGAAGUCUAAGAAGACUAAGUCUAAGAAUGUAAGAAGACAAGAAACUAAGAAGCUGGUUGGAUAGACUGCUCUAAUGUACAGGUCACGUCCCACUCAGUUUGGUGUUAUUGUGCCCUGCAAACACUUAACAGCAGGGGAGCACGGGAGGAGGAGAGCCAAUUAGCCACUGCUGUUUACGGAGUAACCCUUCAGACCAAAGAUACUAGAGUGCUAUGCUCUAAAAUCUUUGCUUCAGACAUGCAUUGGUGUCAGCCUGAAGACUCCUCUCCCUUCCUCUCCCCUGUGCGUCUCCUGUGUCGGCGGUUAUUAUUAUGCAUAUGAUAUAUGAAAUAUGAUGGUGAGCUGCUUGCUGGUUGUCCCAUGCGUUUACACAUUACCCGUGGUUCAGAGUGGGAUGUGGAAGCCAUGCCGAUAUUCGUGCAAUAAGUGCGUGUGGUUGAGGCUCGUUCAUCUGUGUGUCCUGGCCACCAACCAAAAGAUAAGUGAAUGGGUUCUUGGGUUUUGUAUAUUUUUUUUAUAGAUGACAUUACUUAACGGAUGUUUGAUUUUUUUAUUUGUUGUUUGUUGACAUUUUUUUUUACUCAUUCAUCUCUGCCAACAUCUACCUAUUGCUAGAAAUGUUUUAUUAUUAAAAAGCCUUUUUACUAGACCCUGUUUGAAAGAACAAGAACAACUACAUGGAGAAGUAAUCCUUUUGUAAGCCAUCUGAAGCGUUUAUGUUAGUGACAAUGAUGUAUCAAUAACUAAAUAUAACAUUCUAAUAAAAUAUUUAAUUAA